CAACCAUCACUGUUGUGGAUGCAAACAUCCAUAGAGAUAUUACGCCAACAUCACAUGUUGUUGACAUUUGGCAUUAAAAUAUGGUAUUUAAUAUUUAUUUAUUGUUUUGAUAAUUUUUUUAAGUGAUUAUUAAAAUGUCUAAUUCACUUGUUCGAGCAAGCCUUGAUUUAAUAAGCCUCGAAAAUGAUGUAAAGGAAGAGAAGAAAAAAAAGAAGAAUCGAUCCAAAGAUAUUUUACAUUUAAUUCCUUCUAAUCACAGAAAUAUAAAAAAAAAUAAAAAAGCAGAUUCAUCUAUCGGUUUUCAACAUUCACGUAAAAUUACUGUUUAUGAAGCUAAAAAACAACUAGCGAAAAAAACAGAUCCUACGAAUGAUAAUGUGCAUAAACUACUUCUUCUUGGUGGCAAUAAAAUUGAUUCAAACGCAGCAAAAAAGUUUUUUGAACGUGGAAUAAAAAAGAGAGCAGUUAUUGAAGAGGAUAAAUUAGAAGAGGAAGAAAAGACAGUAUUUACUGAAGAAGAUUUCCAGAACUUUGAAAAAGAAUAUUUUGGAGCCUCCAAAUAAUGUUAGAUAGUGAUAGAGAAAAGGGUAAAGUC
This is a messenger RNA of Chelonus insularis, 595 nucleotides long. Its product is annotated as active regulator of SIRT1-like. Gene Ontology annotation, cellular component: nucleolus. The record is from RefSeq and is a predicted model, not a curated record. The transcript is spliced from 4 exons. Lineage: Eukaryota; Metazoa; Arthropoda; Insecta; Hymenoptera; Braconidae. Gene Ontology annotation, molecular function: enzyme binding. Bases 135 to 563 code for a protein of 142 amino acids.